AUGAUGAACUGCUGCGGUUUGCUGACUGACCAGAAUGAACCAGUCCCUCUGAAGAGCAUUGAGGUGGAGCUGGAGGUGAGGGACCAUGUGGCUACAGUGGUCUCCACUCUGAACUACCAGAACAAAGAGGACAAAUCCAUCGAGGCGGUUUUUGUCUUCCCUCUGCCUGGAGAUGCCGCUGUCUGUCAUUUCAGUGCCAAGAUGGGACAGAAGGAGAUUGUGGCUGAGGUGAAGGAGAAACAGGAGGCUCGUGAGGAGUAUGAUGAUGCUUUGAGCUCCGGUCAGCAGGCUUUCCUGCUGGAGGAGAGUGAUCAGAGUCCAGAUAUUUUCUCAAUGAGGGUGGGCUGUCUGCCUCCAGGAGAGAGCGCCUCCAUCAGGCUGGAGUACGUCACUGAGCUGGCAGUGCAGGCUGAUGAGGGGCUGAGGUUUUGUCUGCCUGCUGUGCUCAACCCUCGAUACACACCUCAGGGUAGUGAAGCUCCAGCCGUCCAGGUGAACUCUGUUCCAGCCUCUCUGGUUCCUUACAGUCUGUCUUUUUCUGCUCGAGUGUCCUCUCCUCGUCCCAUCUCUAAAGUGGAGUCCAGCUGUUCCCUGGAUCCUCUCCAGUUCCUGAACACAGACCAAACCCAGGCCACGGUGAAGCUGGGUGCAGGACACAAGUUUGACAGAGAUUUUGAAGUGCUGAUAUAUUACAAAGAUGCCCACCAGCCCACUGCUGUGGUGGAAGCAGGACAGGCCUCUGCAAAACCUGGCACUCUGAUGGGUGAUCCAGUGGUGAUGGUGAGCCUGUUCCCUGAGUUUCCUCAGUCUGUCAUGUCUUCAGUGACUUCCUGUGGAGAGUUUGUGUUCCUCGUGGAUCGAUCUGGAAGUAUGGAGGAUCCAAUUAACAAGGACAGAAAUCAGACUCGCAUAAGCAGUGCAAGGGAAACGCUGCUGCUGCUGUUGAAGAGUCUACCAAUGGGCUGCUAUUUCAACAUCUAUAGUUUUGGAUCCAGCUUUGAGCACAUCUUCCCUAAAAGUGUGGAGUACAGUCAGCAGACCAUGGAGGAGGCCCUGAAGAUAGUUGGGACGAUGGAGGCAGAUCUGGGAGGAACACAAAUUCUGAAGGCUCUCAAGCAUAUUUAUGAGCAGCCCUGCAUUCCCAGGCAGCCCAGACAACUGUUUGUCUUCACUGAUGGAGAGAUGGGAAACCCCAAAGAAGUCAUUGGUCUGGUUAAGAAGAAUUCAGGCUCUCACAGGUGUUUCGCCUUCGGGAUCGGGGAAGGAGCCAGCUCUGCUCUCAUCAAUGGGUUGGCCGAAGAGGGAGGGGGUCACGCUCAGUUCAUCACAGGAAGUGACAGGAUGCAGCCAAAGGUGAUGCAGUCGCUGCGGUUCGCUCUGCAGCCGGCUGUGGUGGACAUUUCCAUCACAUGGGAUUUACCAAAGGACAUGUCUGUCACUGUCCUCUCUCCACCAAUCACAGAACUUUUCCAGGGUCAGCGGUCGCUGGUUUACGGCCAACUCAGUGGACAGAGCUCCGAGGCUGCAGAGGGCUGUGUGACGGUGAAGUACAGCCUGGCAGGUCAUCCCACUCAUAAGCAGCUGCAACUCAGCCUGAAACCAGAAGAAGAUACUGGGUUAACAGUCCACAGGCUGGGAGCUCGGACUCUGAUUCGCUCUCUGGAGAUGGAGGGAAGAGAGAGCAGAGGGGAGCAGCACACAGGAGUGAAGGAGAAGGUGGUGGCUCUCAGCAUCCAAUCAGGAGUGAGCAGUUGUUUCACGGCCUUCAUUGCUGUCAACAAAGGUGAAGGCGAGGCGAUCCAAGGGCCUUUGGUGCGUCGAAAUGUUCCAGCACCUGGUGCAGCAGUGAUCACCUAUGAGAGCACAGACCCCUCCCUUCUCAGCAAGAAGGAGGUCCAGGGCCACCCUGUUCUGCAGGCCCAUGACACGCUCGGCCUUUUGCUCAUCUGUGAGGAGAUCAAAACCUUCAGUGACGAGACCGAACGCCUGCCCCCACCCUAUGCGUCUCUUGUCCUCCGGAACUGCAACAGCCCGCUUCCGGAGACGGCGGACACCAGGGAUAUCAGCAGCAGAGGAAUGCACAGUCACAGCAGGAAUCAAAUGGGCCAGAUAGCAGGUAGCUCGCUCUGCUACCUUUACGGCAGUGUGAGUCACCAGCAGGACUUGGAACGGACCGAGCCACCGUCUGGCUUUCCAGUGCUUCCUGCAGAAGUCCUUCACCAGGAUCCUGUCCCCUGGGUUCAGUCGGUGUAG
Messenger RNA from Salarias fasciatus (jewelled blenny), 2253 nucleotides. RefSeq names its product von Willebrand factor A domain-containing protein 5A-like. Bases 1 to 2253 code for a protein of 750 amino acids. The transcript is spliced from 16 exons. The record is from RefSeq and is a predicted model, not a curated record. Lineage: Eukaryota; Metazoa; Chordata; Actinopteri; Blenniiformes; Blenniidae.